Molecule: messenger RNA, 9974 nt
Organism: Mya arenaria
Lineage: Eukaryota; Metazoa; Mollusca; Bivalvia; Myida; Myidae
Exons: 10
Coding region: 149-1531 (460 amino acids)
Biological process (GO): cellular response to calcium ion
Cellular component (GO): plasma membrane
Molecular function (GO): calcium-dependent phospholipid binding
Source: RefSeq, a predicted model, not a curated record
GUAGCUCUUUAACAAAGCAAAAGGGAAUUUCCUAUAAUCUCAAAACGAAAGUGUACAAAGUGUACACUCUGGCUUCCUUUUCUCUGUAUUCUUCUUAUAAAAAGAGGCAUAUUUGGUACUUAACCGAAUAUAUCUGAAAGACCACAAAAUGGCGGCGUCAGCAGGCCUAGUUCCGAUGACAAAAGUGGAGUUGAGGAUCUCGUGCAGAAAGUUGAAGAAUAAGGACAUCACAUCAAAGUCUGACCCCUGUGCAGUCCUCUUUAUGCAAAAUGGAGGGAACUGGACUGAGGUGGGUAGAACUGAGAAUGUACAGAACUGCCUGGACCCUGACUUUGCCAAGUGUUUCACAGUGGACUACAUGUUCGAACUGGUUCAGAAAGUGAAGAUCUCCGUGUACGACCUCGACAACUCCACACCACAGCUCGGGGACGAUGACUUCUUGGGGCAGAUUGAGUGCUCACUUGGUCAGAUUGUGGCUGGACGACCUUUCCUGCAACCGCUGUUGGAUAAACAAGGCAAAAACAUGGGAGACAGCAAAAUAAUUUUAACAAGUACUCCUCCCUCUGAGUCAGCCGUCGGAGACGGAGAAACUGAAAACGGCAAAAGAAAAAAUCACGACAAUAGAGGAACGAACGAAAUGGUUGAGUUCAAGAUAUCUGGGGAAGGCGUUCAGCUUAUGGGUUUCCAUCAUUACGAAGACAUCUGGGUUCCGCAUAUUGGAGAAAAGUUGCGUUGUCAAUAUGUCAAAAACGAAGGAAUAAUUGCCUUUCAAGGUGGAAUUAAAAGAGUCGGAUCAGUCAAAAAGGAAUUGGCGAAUCUUCCUGGGCUGAAGAUGCUGCUCGAUAAUGGCGGCAGAUUGGAGGCCAUCGUACAAAGAAAUGAUCCAAAAGAUAGUAAACGGAAAGGGAUGUCUAUCGUGGUGGACUAUUUAUUUUCUAUUUCCCCAGACACGAAUUUAACCAAAGAAAAAAUUACAAAUAAACUUAAUGCAAUAACAGCCAAAAUCAAGAAAUGGAAAAGGGUAAACAUUGAAGUCCUCCAGAAUAAUUUAACAAGUACUCCUCCCUCUGAGUCAGCCGUCGGAGACGGAGAAACUGAAAACGGCAAAAGAAAAAAUCACGACAAUGAUUUGGAGUCCGUUAGUAGAAAGAAGCCACGUAAAGCCCUGCAUCCACUAAAUGGUCCACCACUUCAGACUCAACACGUUAAGUUAACAGAAGGAAUUAAUGCUAGACUAUGUCAGUGUAUAAGUGGAGACUGGGAGGUAUUUUUCAUCCAGCUUGGCCUUAGGAAAGUCAAGAUCCAACAACUUAAGAAGGAACGCAAAGAUGAAAAGGAAAGCGUAUUAAUAUUUCACGCCCUUGAAAUGUUAAGGGAUGUAAGGAUAAAUCGAGAUGGUUGUUAUCUGGAUGAUCUCCUUAUGUCAGCGAGUAAAUCACCAAAACUUGUUGAUGUAGAUUGGGAUGAAAUACAAAGUCAAGUUCUCCCAUACCUUAAAAUAUUUUGCACCAGCUCGAAGCCGGUAACAUGAUUGUCUUUCUAGAUCCGAGUAAUUACCGAAAAUAAUAUAUAUUUAAUUGUCACAUGUGCAUCAUUACACGGUCAGUACACUUACUAUAUUAUCUUGCACAUAAUAAAUGCAUUUCGGCUUGCUAUGCAAAUUAAUUUAAUGAUAACAAACUGCACAGUUUAUACCUCUAAAAUAAAGAUUCUUAUAUUUACCAGAGGUAGACUCCCUAGAUACGAAUUUACUCUUUUGCAAUGCUAAAAACGAUGUAGUGUCUGUAUAUCAGUAUUUAAGUGUGAUGUUAGCUCGAAGUGUUUUUUUUGUAAAGCUAAAUAUUAAAAGUUAUAUUUUGUUUACUGAAAAAAGCAAAACACUUUGUUCUUUUAUUUACGAAAAGUUUUGUUUUUAUUAAAAAAGUUGUAAAAACAAUUCUGAUGUAUGGAUGUGACAUGUGGGUCUAUAAAAAUAAUUAUAUAUUAGAAAUAGUACUAUCCUUUAUGAACGUGAGUCAUCGUUAGCUGUUCUUGUUUAACCCUUUGUAAACCUGUUAAUCGAUUAUUUUUAUCAACCACUUCUGGCUAGAUCACAAACUAAUUGACAAUUUACAGCGCUUAUCAUUCAUUUAUUCUGUGUUGUAUUUGUUAUGUUAUGUAAAUAUAUAGUGCGUUUUCAUAGUUGUAUUUAUUGCGCAAUUUGGAUAUUGUGUAUAUUUAUUUGAAUGUCACCAUGUCAAAAGUCCUAGAUACACUUUCGUAAGAGAGUGAUGUCCCCUGCAAAAUGGACGCAUUGUUUAUCGACUGACGGAAAAAGUUUAUUAUUUCUCUCAAAGUAGGACUUAAAAUACUUAAAGGACGUAUAUUUUUGUGUUAAUUUCGACAAUUAUUAUAGGGAAUAAGACUACAAAACGGUAUGACUUAGAAACUUAAAAUAGACUGAUCUGUUGCAUGUGUUAAAAUUUACAUUGAUCUUAGCGGACAGUUUUUUCAUUGAAUAGUCACAUAUAUUGACACCUUUCGAGAAAAGCCGCACGCUCGCAAAAUCUUCAAGUAUACUGCACAACUUUAAAUUGCAUCAACUGUGUAUACAGAGAGGCUUGAAACAGAAACAGAAAUGGAAAGCAGCAUUGAUUCAGAGCGUAAAAGAAAAAAAAGUGAACAAAGUAUUAGUGGGUCUAGUGAGUUAGAAACAAGUUUAACGGAAGAAACACCACCGCAAACACAAAAUAAGAAAAAAAGCAAAAAGAAAAAGGUAAAACUUUCAAACAUUGAAACAGUCAUAGAAGACGAGGAACAUGAAAGAGAAAUAUCAAAUGAGCGAGAAAUAUCAGGUAUUAAAAAUCAACUCAAGGAAAUAAACGGAAAAAUAAACAGCAUGACUUCAAAAAUUGACAAAUCAACAAAUCUGUUAGAGAAAAAAAUCGAACAAAUUGUAGACAAAGAUAGUGAAGGACUGAAUAUCAGAGAAAUAAUCAAAGAGAUAUUCAGCGACAUGAAAGAGAGUCUGCUUGGGUCAGUUUUUUUACGCAUUGACAAAUUAGAGAACCAACAGUUUGACAGAGAUACUGACAAAGAAAAACAAUCAAAGAAAAUUGAAUCGCUCGAAAAACGUAUUAAAGACAAAGACAAUGAAAUUAUUAACCUAAAAAGAGAGGUACAUGAAAAUGAAUCAAAAAACGAAUUUGCGCACAAUGAAUUCGAACAAUACACGCGUUUAAACAAUAUUCGAAUUAGAGGCCUACCGGAAACUAAUGACAAAGCCAACCCAGAAAGACCAGAAGAAACGACCCAAAAACUUGUUAAAAAGCUAACCGAACGCAACAUUAACGUUACCUUCGAUGACAUUGACAUCGCCCAUAGGCUCCGAAAAACUACGGACGGGAAAAGGGAUGUCAUCGUAAGGUUCAAAUCACGCAUGAAGCGAGAUCUUGUUAUGAGAAGCAAACGCAGCCUACGGGGAACCGGGAUCUUUAUUUUUGAUGACUUGACAAAACUUAACCACGAUGUUUUUAUGAGUGUUCGUCUCAAAAUGAAAGACGAGGUUGAUCAAGCAUGGGUCUCAAACGGAAAGAUACUAUACAGAAAUAAACAGGACCGCAUCGUUCGGGUCGACUACAGUGACUACGACAGCUGGCUGGAUCUACCUUGGCCACACACGUAACUUUCUGGCGUGAAGUAUAGAAACUGUAAUCACCGGAUUAUUUAUGCAGAUUAUGCAACACAUUAUUACCCUAUUGGAUUUAGUGACAGUGUAGCUAGGCAAAAAGGCUUAAAUGCCGACAAUUAUCAAAUAGAUCACGUUAAGAAAACAUGCAUUACUUGCCCACCCUCCCUCAAUACUUACAUAUAUAUAAUAUUAUUUAAGUAAUAAAAUCAGUAGUAAAAGGGUGUAAACUCAAACUUAUUGAUGUUGUUACAUUCGAACACUUCUGUUUAUAAUGCUUCUUUAUUUAUUUUUUAAAUAGUACAAUUACCUCCCUUGUCGUUUUUUUGUUCAAAAUACACAACAUAUGACAAUCACCUGCAUUCAUAAAAUUGACAUCAUUAAAAUAUUAUUAGAAUACUAUUUAAAACAUCAACCCAUUGUAUUCUUCAUUUCGGAUAUAAAUGUAUAAUAACGUGUAGAGGUAUUAACACCUGAACAGAUGACAUUUGCAUAAAAAAUAUGGCACCCUCGUACUGUUAACUUUUUCUACGGAGACAUACCUAGCCCUUUCUUCACGUUUUUAGUUGUACGACAAUGUAACUUGUACCUCUAUAUUCACAUUCUUCGCAAUUAAUCAUCAGAUGUACAUAUACUGUGUCUUUUUGUUUCGCUUUUGUUGAAAAGACAAUGUAACUUGUACCUCUAUAUUCACAUGCUUUGCAUUUUAUCAUCAGAUGUACAUGAUUACACUGUGUCUUUUCGUUUCGCUUUUGUUGAAACGACAAUGUAACUUGUACCUCUAUAUAUUUACAUGCUUCGCAUUUUAUCAUCAGAUGUACAUAAUUAUACUGUGUCUUUUCGUUUCGCUUUUGUUGAAAAGACAAUGUAAAUUGUACCUCUUUAUUCAUAUGCUUCGCAUUUCAUCAUCAAAUGUACAUAUACUGUGUCUUUUCGUUUUUCGCUUUUGUUGAAAAGACAAUGUUACUUGUACCCCUAUAUUCAAAUGCUUCGCAUUUUGUCAUCAGAUGUACAUAUACCACGUCUUUUCGUUUCGUUUUUGCUGAAACGGCAUUGGAAAUGAAAUGUGCCUCUGUAUUCUAAUAUCGUACUCUAUUCUAAGAUGUCUCUAUCGUGAUAUUUUAAUAAUAGUGUACCGAUUCAUUUCCUUUUGAAGAAAAUACAAAAUUGUUUUAGCAUAUAUAUUGUGAGAUAUACUAUCAUUACUACUUGCCUCUGUAUAACCCUCUCUUGCUUACACUGUUAAUGUACCUUUUUGGAAAUCAUGGUAUUUUAUGUAUAUAUCAUGGAUGUAAAACCACACUUAAGCUGUAUGCUAAUAUUGAUGCAAAUUAGACAAAUCAUUGUGUAUAAUGAUGUUAAUAUGUCAAAUGAAAUGUAAUUGUACUAACUUGUUAAACAACCAUGUUUGCAUUUAUCUUAACUCAGAUGAACUUACCUAAAAAGUAUGGUACUUUUUGAUAAUUAAUCGAACAACAAAACAAAAGCUUUUUCUACGUAAACGACGCAAAACAUUACAUAACGUUCACCCAAAACUACAAAUAUUUACAGAGUACUUAUUUCCAUAUUAAAAAAAAAAAGAUAUUUCAAUAUAGAUUAACUCCGCUUAGUAUAGAUAUCUUUCAGUUACACAUGCAAUUCAGAUCAGUCAAUUAUUUAUUAUUAAGUAAAAACGUCAUCUACUCUACAAUCAAAAUGGAGGUAUUUAUGCAUAAAUCAUCACUACCCAACCUAACAUGGAUACCACUCUAUGUACUAUUAAUGUCAGAGGACUAGGUAAUAAAGAAAAAAGGAUGCAGAUUUUCCAUUGGUUGAAAGAACAAAAUUCGACGUUCUAUCUUUUACAAGAAGUACAUUUUCAUGAAAAAUAUAAGGAACAGUGGGAAAAAGAAUGGAAAGGUCUUUGUUUUUUUAGUGGUGUCUCGACAAACAGUGAAGGUGUUGGAAUUCUUAUUCAUCCAAACUAUACUUUUGGUGAAAUUAAAACGUAUCAAAUAAAAACAGGAAGAAUAUUGGCAAUUGAACUCUCAAUCAACUCAAAAGAGUAUACCAUUAUUAACAUAUAUGGACCAAAUACAGACGAUAUAAACGUUUUCGAAAGUCUGCAAGAAUUUAUACAUAACAAUUCUGACAAACGCAUUAUAAUAGGUGGCGAUUUUAACACCAUUAUUGAUGCAAGAUUAGAUAAGAAGAAUGGCAACCAAAAUAGACAUAAUCGAUGUCGGACUUUUAUUAAAAGUAUGAACGAAACUUAUAAUUUAAUUGACAUAUGGCGUAUAAAACACCCAGACAAAAAACAAUUUACAUGGCAUUCAAACUCAAAACCAAGUAUACAUUGUCGAUUAGAUUACUUUUUGAUAUCGGAUUCCAUUCAAAAUCUUGUUACUGAUUGUCGUAUACGCACAAGUUUCAGAACUGAUCAUGCAUUUGUUAGUCUUCGACUUUGUACAAUUGAAAACAAACGUGGACCAGGAUAUUUUAAAUUUAACAAUAGCUUACUGUUUAUGCCUGACUACAAGGAAAUAAUUGAAAAUACAAUCACAGAUACUUUGAAUACAAAUGAAGACGCAAACCCAGUAACUUUAUGGGACAUUUUAAAAGGAAAUAUCAGAAACGCUACGAUAACAUAUUCAUCAAAUCUAAAAAAAAAUACAAAUGCAAAAGAAAAAGAAAUAAUUGACAGCAUCGCAAAACUCGAAUUCAAACUGGAAUUACAAAAUAUAAAUGUUGAUGAAAUAACAGACCAAAUAUCGUCCUUAAAAGCUGAGCUUAACGAAAUAAUAUUAAAACGUGUCAAUGGCUCAAUUCUUAGAUCAAAAGCUGUUCAUAUAGAAAACAAUGAAAAAAAUACAGCAUACUUUUCAAACCUCGAAAAGAAAAGAGCAGAAAUGAAAACAAUGCAUAAACUUAACAUUAAUAAUAAAGUUACAAUAUGUCAAAAGGAAAUAGUUAAUGAACAAUAUAAAUUUUAUUCUAAUUUAUACAAGAAAAAUACCCUUAUUAGACCUGAGUCAUCUUUAUUAGACUACUCAACAACCAAAUUAAACAACGAACAAAUGCUAUCAUGUGAAGGCCUUUUAACAGAACAUGAAUGUUUUAAAGCACUCAACGAAAUGAAAAACAAUAAAAGUCCAGGAUCAGACGGAUUUUCAGUUGAAUUUUAUAAAACAUUUUGGAACAACUUAAAACACCACUACACAAACUCAAUUAACACGUCGUUUACAUCAGGACAUUUAUCUUUACUCCAAAAACAAGGUAUUAUUUCUCUCAUUCCAAAACCUGGUAAAGACUCAGAAUUUUUAUCUAACUGGAGACCGAUUAGCUUAUUGAAUGUAGAUUACAAAGUUGCCACAAAAGCCAUAGCGAACAGAAUAAAAUGUAUACUGCCAUCAAUAAUAAGCCCCUUCCAAACUGGUUUCAUAAAAUCUAGAUAUAUAGGAGAAAACGUUCGACUGAUAAAUGAAUGUAUAUCUUACUUAAACAAAACAAACACACCAGGAAUUUUAUUUUUUGCUGACUUUGAGAAGGCUUUCGAUAGCCUGGACCAUUCGUUCAUGUUAAAUUGUUUACGUCAUUUUAAUUUUGGUGCCGAAUUGAUUCAAUGGGUUAAACUGUUUUAUAAUGAUAUCAGUAGUAUAAUCAUCAACAAUGGAUAUUUUUCUGAGGAAUUGAAAAUUGAAAGAGGAGUACGACAAGGUUGCCCUCUCUCUUCUUAUCUAUUUAUCAUUUGUAUCGAUAUACUCUCCAACGCUAUACAGAACAAAACGGACAUUGUAGGCCUAAAUAUAUACAAUAUUGAGAUAAAACAAUCACUGUUUGCCGAUGACGCGACUUAUAUAAAUGAUGGUACCGAAAAAUCUUUUACCGCUCUAGUCAAUACAAUAGAUGAGUUCGGACAGAUAUCUGGUUUAAAACUGAACACUAAAAAGACAAUUAUAUUAAGAGCAGGAAAAUUGCAAGACACGAAUUUAACUUACUUGCCAGAAAAGAAAUUCAUAUGGACAUCGAACGAAGCAAAAACACUUGGUAUAAAUUUCACAAAUGUUGAAAAUAGCUUCUUAGACCUCAAUUUUCUCCCUAAAUUACAAAACUUCAAAAAUUGUCUCAAAGGUUGGCAUCACAGAAAACUUACUCUUCUUGGCAAAGUGACAGUUAUAAAAACAUUUGCACUGCCAAAAAUUAUAUAUCCAUUAACUGUUCUACCAAACCCGCAAAAACAUAUUCUUGACGAUAUAAAUAAAGAUAUAUUUAACUUUAUAUGGGAUCACAAACCUGAUAAAAUAAAACGAAAUCUACUAAUACAAGAUUACGAACAUGGGGGUUUGAAAGUACCGGACAUAUAUAAACUUGUAAAUUCAAUUAAAGCGUCAUGGGUAAAGAGAAUAUUAGACCGCUCUAACAAAAGCCAAUAUAAAACAUUUUAUUCAAAUCUUAUUGAGAGAUACGGUGGAAACCUGGUUUUUGAGUGUAAUUUAAACGAUACUUUGAUUAACAAAAUUUGUCGCGGAAAUAAGUUCUUAUUUGACAUUAUUCAUUCUUGGACAGAAGUAAAUCAGUUCUACCCAAAGAUACCGACACAAAAAAUCAUAAUAUGGAACAACAAACACAUUAAUAACAACGGUAACACUUUUUAUUACAGAGAUUGGUAUGAUAAAGGUGUACAAUUCAUACAACACAUAUUUGAUUACCGUUCAAAAGACUUUUACAAAUUUGAAGAUAUUAAAUAUUUAUACAAUAUAAAAAAUAACGAUUACCUUAAAUAUUAUCAACUAAUAGCCUGUUUGCCACAAUCAAUAAGAGAUCAAAUGAGAGCUGCAAUACCAAUAAACGACUCUCAAGACACGCUAAAACACAAAAUCGAAACAAGCAAAGUAAAACCAAACACAUUACUAUACUCAAUCCAGUUUUAUAAAGAAACUUACAGUCAAAUAGAUGAAAAAUGGAAACGGGUCAUACCAGACGAACAUAUAGAUAACACUCUAUGGAAAUUAAUCUUGACAUCUUACUAUAGAUACACCAAUGAUGUUACCCUGAGAAGUUUUCAAUACAAAUUUAUAAACAGAAUUAUACCUACUAACAAAUACUUAUACAAGUGUGGAAUCUCAAAUUCAAGUUUAUGUGACUUUUGCGGGGAAUACAUCGAAACACAGGAACAUUUAUUCUGGGAAUGUAGAAUUACACAAAAUCUGUGGUCUCAAUUAAAAAGAAUAAUUGAUCACAACCCAAACUCGAUCAAUUUAAACUUAAAAACCAUAAGCUUUGGUAUCUUUGAACAAUUACAACAUAAGACAAUAAUUAACUUUUUAAUACUGCUAAUGAAGUUUUUUAUAUUUAGCAUGAAAAACAGAAACACUAUACCAACCUUUACAUCCUUUCUGAACUAUGUAAAACUUUGAGAAAAAAUAGAGCGCGAAACAGCUCUAGUCAACAACAAAAUGAACUUCCAUGAAAACAAAUGGCAUCUUUUGAAUAACUACAUAAAUGCAUAAAUACCUCCUAUCUAUUCUAUCUAUCUAUUCUAUCUAUUCUAUCUAUUCUGUCUAUUCCAACUAUUUUAUUCUAUUCUUUCUAUCCUUUCUAGCUAUCCUACCAUCCUUCAUUAUUAUCUUCUUACUUUUUAUUUCAACACUUAAAUAUUGAAAGAUUAAAAGAUUGCUUCCUGCAUUGGCAGUGACCUAUAUUGACCUUUAUGUACAAUAUAUUUUGCAUGUGAUAUCACUCACACACCAAUACUUAAAAAACAAAUAUUAUGUAAUACAAAUAACAAGUACGCUAUAUAUAAAUGUCUCAUUGAUAUGUAUAUAUAUAUAUAUGUUUGCAACGUGUUGUGUUGUAUAAUAUUUGUCAAUAUUGAAUAAUAAAAAAAUAAAAAUAGAUACACUUUCGUUUACGACCAGUGGCUAGGUUUGCCCCUACAUGGUUAGAUAUAUUAAUAGACUUGCACAUUUAAUGUAUAAACAUAUGCAAACAAUAUGUAUUUAUAAAUCAUUUAAGCUGUUAUAAUUCUAAGCAUGCAAGCAUCAUAUUAAAUAUCUUAUUCCAUUACGUUAACUUCUUUUAAAUGGUUUUGUUAUCAAUUCAAGUCUGACUUAUUCUAUAAUAAUACAAUUGCAUACAGUUAUUGCAAUGUUAGAUAACUUUCUUUUACAAGUAUCAUUAUUUUUUCAGAGCAUUGUUAAAACAAUUAUUGCGUGCCUUCUCCUUAUCAUGAAUGUGUAUGUACCAUUGUAAACAUUUGUAAAUAUUGUGUUUGUCCCCAUGGGCCGUAUGGCUUAUUGGAUAUGAAAUAAAUCUUCUUCUUCUUCUA